CGUUUUCUGCACGCAUGGCAGCCACUGUGAAUCACUAUAUAAUCAGGGCUGCACCACCACAAGUUGAUUGUUUUAGCUUCAAUGGUGGUGGCCGCUGCAGCCGAGCACCAAUAUGCUCGUGAAGCUGGUGCUGGUAACUUGUCUUGGCGUCGCAACUGUCCGACCCAAAAUGCGAGAUGGCCAGGAGCUGGUCCUGCAUACUGGUGGUGCAGCAGAAUUAAUGAGGAGUCCACCAAACGUUUCGUGUACCACCAUCGCCAUAACGGACAGUACUACCACUCCUCCAGACGUCGUGAAGGAUCUGCUCGAAAAAUCAGCGUUGGACCAGUGGCAAGUGAUGGCAACAUUUGAGGUGAAUUUAGAGAAGAGAAACACCACCAUUACUGAUCGUCUGUCGAAGUUGAUCCAAUUAGCACGUCAAGCGCGUCAGCUGUCGUGGUGCUCGAUGGUGGUGGUGGUGAGUCUCGAUCCUGACUUUCUCAUCGCAUUCGCGGAGUGGUCUCUGAAGGGAAGGCUGCUGGUGUGGACCACCAAGCUGCUGGUGGUGAGCCGCCUGACAAAUACGCAACUCCAGGACCUUCUGCCCGCCCACUGGACUUUCUCCAUGAUGAACACAGUGUUUCUCAACAUGGAGGGCGACGCUGAGCAGCCCCGGUAGUGAUGUAUUGUCAUUUAUAUUGAUAUAUGUAUGUACAGGAAAGCCUCCAUCUCGUAUAUUCGUUGUUCAUCACUGACACAACAGGCUGGACAAACAUGAUCUAAUAUUGUGAAGUAUGGUUGAGUAACUGAUUUAUUUAAGAUGAUGCCAUUUAAUUUCAUGGCGGUGAAACAACUGCGGCUGUAAUAUAUACAUUCCUAUCUAGUAAUUUUUUUACAGCAAUUGUGGUGUAAUGUAUGCGUCGAUUACAAUCUUAUGGAUAUGUGCAGGUGCGGUAUGUACACGUACUGGCCGUACAGCAAAGGUGGCUCCCAGAUGGUGAAGAUCGCCUUAUGGACACCAGCUCACGGCUUCAAACACCUCUCUUCUGUCUCCUUUUUCCAGGACAAAUUCCAAAAUUUCUACGGUGGCAAGGUGAACGUGACAUCCGGACCUUACAUGCCUUACUGGGACGAGGAAGAGGUGCUGGCCGCUGAUGGUUCCAAGACAAUCGUGUACCGUGGCUCUGACUACCUCAUGGUGGAUGCUAUUGCCUCAGCUCUUAAUUUUACUGUCCGCGUCCUUCCGACGUCAUCGUGGACUGAGGUGAGUUGUUGAGUUACAUCAUGUGGUCCCACCAUUUGGAUGUUAAGUCCCCUAAACAGAUAGUUGGUUCUAUGAACGGCUAAUCAUUUCAUUAAUGUCUUGAAUCAACUGUGACUAACCCCUUCCCAUAAUGGGAAAACAAAGCGCCAGUUUCGUAGACAACUCUAGUCACUUAAGCAUUUUGUUUCGUUACUCUGGAUCUAUUACGUAGCACUGAAGAGUAAUUUCCCUUUCAAGGUAAUAAGACUGGUGGAGGAGAAGACUUCAAUGAUUGCUCCAAUUAUUCAUAGUAUCAUACCUGAGCGCGUCGAAAAAUUUGACUUCACUUACUCAUAUGCAAAUUCAUACAACUCAUUUGCCUUGGCUAAACCCAACCUGGAGCCUCGAUGGAAGAGCGUUUACUAUCCUUUGUCUACUGGAGUGUGGAUAGCAGUGAUUGGACAUGUCGUCUUCUUUCCAUUCCUUUUGUGGCAGCUCAUUCGUGCAGGACAUGAUGGAAACCCAAACGUGGGUGUGGGGGCAGUGUUCCAGGACAUGGUGGGGAUGCUGCUCGGCCAGAACCUUCCUCGCCGUGUGUCCUACACCUCCUCCAGCAGGGUUCUGGUGGCUGCCUGGCUGGUGUUCGCUCUCAUCCUCGGACUGGCCUACCGGGGCAACUUGACUGCCUCUCUCACCCUUCCCAAGUAUCCACCGCGCCCAGAGACACUCAAGGAAAUCAUCAACAAUGUUGACAUGGUAACGAUGCCUAGUUACGGUGAACACUUCCGUAAAUUCUACAGUGACUCUGAGUCUCCAUUAUUUCAAGCUCUGGGCAGCCUUAUGAACCCUGGACCUUCACUGAUGGAGGGGCUCAAGAUGGCGUUGGUGAAAAGAAGCAGCCAUCUAGAUGGAAGAAAGUACAUUCAGUAUCAAAUUCUGGACAAGUUUACGGAGAAAGACGGCAGCACCCCUUUUUACGUCACCCGUGAGUUCGUGUCUCACACCCCGGCUGGAUGGCCAAUACCGCACGACGCGCCGUACAAGGCUCACUUGGACAGGUUGAUCGUGGGCACCUUGGAGGCUGGCCUCUAUGAUAAGUGGACAGCAGACUUGAUGAGGGAGACGAAGCUCAGGAGUCAGAGGAGACAACGGCAACGUUACGCUGCAGGUCACGAAGGCCAGGCAGAACCAAAGGCCGUAAAUGAGGAUGGUCUACCAACCCUCACCAUUAACCACACGCAGGGCGCCUUCAUCCUCCUCCUGCUGGGUUUCGUCUUUAACACACUCAUUUUUUCCAGUGAGCUGCUUUGUAAGAUUUAACUGAAAAUAAAAUCUGUGACCAUACAGCAAUAAA
This is a messenger RNA of Scylla paramamosain (green mud crab), 2576 nucleotides long. RefSeq names its product ionotropic receptor 21a-like. The transcript is spliced from 9 exons. NCBI's taxonomy places the organism in Eukaryota, Metazoa, Arthropoda, Malacostraca, Decapoda, Portunidae. Bases 1511 to 2542 code for a protein of 343 amino acids. The record is from RefSeq and is a predicted model, not a curated record. Gene Ontology annotation, cellular component: membrane. Gene Ontology annotation, molecular function: ligand-gated monoatomic ion channel activity.